Messenger RNA from Puntigrus tetrazona (Sumatra barb), 2793 nucleotides. It is a transcript of the gene slc46a1, whose product is annotated as solute carrier family 46 member 1. NCBI's taxonomy places the organism in Eukaryota, Metazoa, Chordata, Actinopteri, Cypriniformes, Cyprinidae. Gene Ontology annotation, biological process: transmembrane transport. Gene Ontology annotation, cellular component: plasma membrane. The transcript has 6 exons. The record is from RefSeq and is a predicted model, not a curated record. The coding region runs from base 402 to 1847 and encodes 481 amino acids. Gene Ontology annotation, molecular function: transmembrane transporter activity.
AUCUGGCAUGAAUGUAAAUAAAUAAUAUUUUAACUAUUUGCUGCUUGCCAGUGAUUGCAGAAUUGGUUCACUAAUACAUCCCAGUAGGUCUGUAAGUAGUUACACAAAGUAGUAGAGACUUAUGGUAUUUUGUUAGAAUAGAAUAGAAUAGAAUAGAAUAGAAUAGAAUAGAAUAGAAUAGAAUAGAAUAGAAUACGUCUGUUAAGCUCCAAAUACUAUAAAAAUGAAAUUAGAUUCCUAAGAGAAGCAAAAGGGGGCGACAGCAGCACAGUCUUCAGUUAAGUCGCUGUCAGCAGUUUGCUCAGACUAGUUAUGUUAACGUUUUGUCGUGCAGCUUUGUCGUCGUCGUCGUCGUCGUCUCCAGUGUGACUUAGGCGCCGGGUCUCGAAACGCUUUAAAUCAUGGACGAUUCGGACACCAGCGCUAUUCUUGCGGAGGACCUGGAGUCCAGUGACUCCAGCAAAGUCUGUUGUUGUUUUAAGGCGCCACAAAACAAACGUCCGCCGCCGUGUUCGUGUCCGUUUUCGGUGACCGUGGAGCCCGUUAUGUUCCUGUCCACGUUCUCCAUAGCUCUCCAGAUGCCCCUGUACACGCAGUACCUGUGGGAUCGUAUCAGUGAAGAUGUGGGUUACAAUGGAACAAAAGGAGGAGGUUGUAAUGCAUCGACGGCCCACGAUCCUCUGCAGAAGGAAGUGGAGACUCUGACAGCACACUGGAGCUUGUACAUCAAUCUGGGUGGAUUUAUAGUUGGGCUGAUCAUGGUGACCCUGCUGGGCUCAUGGAGUGACCGUGCAGGUCGGCGUCUUGUUCUGAUCAUCCCUUCCCUUGGCCUGGCUCUUCAGGCCACCGUGUAUUUGAUUGUAAUGUACCUGAAGCUCCCUGUGUUCUGGUUCCUCAUUGGGAGAAUCUGCAGCGGCCUGUCCGGGGACUUCAAUGCUAUUUUGGCCGGUUGCUUUGCAUAUGUGGCUGACACGAGUGCCAGGGGGUCUCGUACCUUUCGUGUAGCGAUACUAGAGGCUUGUCUGGGAUUGGCGGGCAUGUUUGCAAGCAUCAUCGGAGGACAAUGGCGAAGGGCACAAGGGUAUAUCAAUCCGUUCUGGCUGGUAUUGGCCACAAAUCUUGCAGCGGCGCUUUACGCAUACCUUUUUGUGCCUGAAACGGUCACCCCUGACCCCGAGGCAAAGCUCCUCUCCAGCAGGCACCACCGAGCCGUCUACAGCCUCUAUGCAUCUGAUGCACCGCAGGGGCGCAGAACCAAACUUUGGUUGUACACGCUCUGCUUUUUUCUGGUGGUGACCGUACAUUUUGGCUGCAGUGACCUCUAUGUGUUGUAUGAGUUGAGCGCUCCUCUCUGCUGGGGUCCAGAGCUGAUCGGUUAUGGCUCUGCGGCUAAGCAUCUGGCCUACCUCACUAGUCUGACGGGGCUGAGGGCCAUGCAGUGCUGUCUGGAGGACUCCUGGGUGGCUUUGGUGGGCCUUACUUCUAACAUAGUUGGCUUGAUUAUGUUUUCGGUCGCUGACACUACAGCUCUGAUGUUCACAGGAUAUGGGUUGUGCUUCCUUUUUAUGGCUUCUACCCCAGUCCUGAGAUCUAAACUGUCCAAGCUGGUGGACCCUUCAGAGCAAGGUGCUCUGUUUGCUUCAGUGGCGUGUGUGGAAGGUCUGUGCUCGCUAGUGUCUAACGGGGUCUUUAACUCUCUGUACCCUGCCAGCCUGCACUUCAUGAAAGGAUUCCCCUUUAUCUUUGGAGCCAUCAUUCUCUUCAUACCAGCAGGCAUUAUCGGGGGCUUGGGUUGCCAGGAGAAGAAAGAGAGCAGAGAAAACAGAGAAGGCUCUGAAAUAUCCUGACACUGACUCUGUGAGAGUUAUGCCAGAUCCAAAAUAUUCGAAACUUGAUUGCUAAUAGAGCACACAAAAGGGACUCAUGUGCAAUACAAAGAUUAGGAUCGUUUUUGAAAAUAAAUAUUUUAAUCAUUAAUGGCAGUUACGUUAUGGGGACCAAAUAUCCCCAAAAGGAUAGGAAUACCAUUCAAUUUUGACCUUGUGGGGACAUUUUUAGGUCACCGUGAGGAAACAAGCCUAUAAAACAUACCGGAUGAAAUUUUUUGAAAAUCUAAAACUGCCAAUAGUUUCCUUUUUAAGGGGUGGGUUUAGGUGACAAUAAUACAUACAGUCUGUACAGUAAUAAAACCAUUACGCCUAUGGAGUGUCCCCAUAAAACAUGGACACACAGGGUGUGUGCAUGCCUUGCAUCUAAACCAAAAAAGAACAAAAAGUAUGUGCAUUGCUUUCUUCACAACCACACACGCACACACUUCCAGGUGGUACAACAAAAAACUGUUUCCAAGGUUGGCAGGUCUGUAUUAAUGUUUUUAUGUAUGUAUGAUCAAAUUAAUGAAGUCUUGUCUAUUAUGAGUGACUGCCGUGUUGGACAUCAGCCAUUUACAGUGAAAAUAAGCCUCUGGUUGAUAGAUUACCCCAAAAAGUGUUAACACUGUGACUUUGGUGCUAUAUAAACAGUGUUUCAGCAUCCUGAACGACCACACACAGCAAUAUUAGCUCAACCGAUGGCGCGGGUUUAUGUCGGCGUAGUUCAGGAAACCGGUUCUAAUUCAGUUUGAUGAAAAUUACACCUAUUGCAAAUUCAAGACCCACACAGUUUCACCCACACCGGAAAAAUCACAGUAAUGUUCCUCUUAUGUUAACAAACUCCCCCAUGUCAGAUGUGUUUUAGGUAUGUCAAAUCUGUCAAGCAGGUGAGAAUUAUGUGGAUGUAAGACUGUAAAUUAUAGCU